CCAUGUUAUAACUUUGGCACAAAAUUUUAUUACCUUUUUUUUAUAUUCAAACAACAUAUUGUAAUGGAGUUUUCUACAUGUUUUUCGUUCAUCACAGGCUUAAUCUUAAUGCUUUUGCAGCUGUUGUUGUGGAAUAGAAGCUUGUAUGCUAAGGGAUGCUAUACGUCCAUCUUUAGCUUUGGUGACUCCCUGGCCGACACGGGUAAUGUUAAACAACUCGCUGCCAUAUCCCACAUGGAAGUUCAGACUCUUCAGUUUCCUUAUGGUGAAACCUUCUUUCAUGAACCCACUGGUCGUGCCUCCAACGGACGCCUCGUCAUCGAUUUCCUGGGAAUAAAGUUAUUCAUGUUCUAUGUGAAUUAAUGACUUUACAUUUUCUUGCUGUUCGUGAACCUGAGAGUCUUGGGUUGCCACUAAUACCACCGUUUCUGCAUGAUAAUGAGAGUGACAAUAUGGUGGCGUUGGGACCAUGAGUUAAUUAUGCAGUCGUGGUAGCAAUAGCAUUGGAUACAUCAUUUCAUGAAACAAGAGGGAUUGUUGGUCCUACAGCAAACAUAUCUUUAGGAGAUCAAUUGACAUGGUUUAAGCGAUCAUUGGCUUCUAUUUGCAGCAACGCUUCUGGUAAUGACACAUUAAGUCAUUGUGAUA
This is a messenger RNA of Lactuca saligna, 648 nucleotides long. The record is from the annotation of a GenBank genome assembly. NCBI's taxonomy places the organism in Eukaryota, Viridiplantae, Streptophyta, Magnoliopsida, Asterales, Asteraceae.